Molecule: messenger RNA, 3669 nt
Organism: Candidula unifasciata
Lineage: Eukaryota; Metazoa; Mollusca; Gastropoda; Stylommatophora; Geomitridae
Source: the annotation of a GenBank genome assembly
AUGUUGCUGACAUGGUUUGUUAAAGUUCUCAUUCUUGGAGUAAUUCUCAGUUCUGACACGUGUAGUGGGGCAGAUCCAACAUGCAAGGCUACGAGUAACUGGUUCGGAACAAAGUGUCGGUUCAAAUGCCACUGUGUUAACAACACUGCAUGUGACAACAACGGUGUAUGUUCGUCAGGGUGUGAAUACGGAUGGUUCGGUCCAUCUUGUCAGUACGUGGAUUUGGUGUCAACAUAUUCAAAAUCGCCAACGCCAUCUUGGGUUUAUGACUCUCCAGACACGAGCUGUAGUCCAGACCAGGAUACGGUUACAGUUUCCUUGAACAGCACAUUCUAUUUUACCUGGCUCAGAUUGUAUUUUAAGGAAUCAGUCAGUUCUCAAGACUUCCACAUUCAACUGAUGCUCGCUAACCAGACCUUUGUAACGUGUAGGAACAUGUACACAUCCAAGAUCAAUGAUACAAUACUGGACGUUAAUUGUUUACCGGGGCAAUUUUUUCAGGACCUCGUUGUUAGCGGGGAUGGUGUCAAAUCUUUGUGUACAGUAUUUGUAAGUGGAGGACGCAAUGUUGCACUGGGACAAGAUACUAAACAAACAUCUGUAUUCGAGGGUAUGAAUUCUUCGCGUGCUGUAGACGGGGAUAGAAGUCCCGAAUAUAAAGAUAAUAGCUGUGCCCAUACUAACAAUUACGACAGCACACCAACGUGGACACUGACUUUCGGAUUGCCACAUAUCAUAAACAGAUACCUCUUAUUCAACAGAAACAUUCUACAAGAAAGACUCCGAGGAUUUUUUCUUGAAGCCGAUCAAGAGAACGGAAAUGUAGCAUUUACUUACACUGAGCCGACCAACACCGACCAAAGCCUGUACAUAGUCCAGUCUGAUUAUGCACAGAUACCAGUAUCAAGCGUCAAAAUUGUUGCCAAAGACAAACAGUCCUUCCAAGGCUAUACAAUCUUGACCCUCUGCGAGGUGGAGAUGUACGGCGACGUGGUGUGUCUAGCAGGACAAUACGGAAGAGAAUGUCAGAACAGCUGCAUAUGCCCUAAGGAUAGGAACAACUGUUUUGUCAGUACUGGAGGAUGUCCUUCAGGUUGUGCUGCCGGCUACCAAGGGGAAGGAUGUCAGACUACUUGUGGUCAAACAUACUUCGGAGUUGACUGCUCACAGAAAUGCAGCACUAACUGUACUGGCCAGCUCUGUCAACCAACUAACGGAACCUGCCUGUCUUGUCAGUCAGGAAAACAGGGACCACUCUGUGACACAGACUGUGAUGCAAAAUUGUGGGGAGAUAACUGUACCAUGUCAUGCAGCGUUGACUGUAAGGACCAGUUAUGUAACCCUGUUAACGGAGCUUGCUUUUCUUGUGUUGCUGGCAAAUCUGGGGAUAACUGCAGCAAAGCAUGCCCUUUCCCGACGUUUGGUGAACAUUGCAACAAUACAUGCAGCAAAAACUGCUCAGGCCAGUCAUGUGACUCUGUUAAUGGAAAAUGUGUAUCAUGUGUGCAAGGGUCCAUCGGUGAAUAUUGCGAUCACAUGAUGCUAGUAAAUCAAGCGGAUGAUUCUCCACCUGUAGCUGCAAUAGUGGGGCCAGUGGUUGCUUUUGUUGUACUGGUUGCACUGAUUGUUAUUGGUGUGCUAAUCUGGAGGAGACGGAGCCACAAAAAGGAUGUCCCUGAGACAACACUUCCACACAGAUCUCAGAACUAUUCUGAAAUUGACAAUAUUCGAACGGGGCUAUCAACUGCUUUGACGACGACACCAGACGAAAUUGUGACCGGGCAAACAAAAUCAAAACCUUCCGUAAUGAAGAAGCCAACCGGCAGCCGAGACAUGGACAGCCAGGCAAACCAUCUCAGGGGCAACUACUACAAUCAGGUUCCAGGUCGCUGUAAAACAGCCAUUAGAUUUGACGAACUUGAUAACUUUAUGGCCACACACGGAAAGGAGUUCUUUCAGGAGCAGUUCAAGCGAAUUCCAGCAAACACCAGUGCAACAACAACGGUAGCCCUGAGUCCGGAAAAUGUGAACAAAAACAGAUACAAGAAUAUCAGUGCGUAUGACCAUUCACGUGUCCAUCUACAGACUGACGUCUUGAAGAACCAUGGUGAUUACAUUAAUGCUUCAUAUAUCGAUGGUUUUCAGCAAAAGAAACAAUUUAUAGCUUCACAGGGUGCCACAAAGAUUAUUUUGGAAGACUUUGUCCGUAUGCUGUGGGAACAAGAGGUUGAGGUGGUUGUCAUGCUGACAAGUCUUGUCGAGGAUGGCAAGCUAAAGUGCGAGCAGUAUUGGCCCAACGAUGGGGAAAUCACCAUUGGCGAGCUUACAGUCAAGCUUACAACCACACAAGUGUUCGCUGACUACACCAUCAGGAGACUGUGUCUUUAUAAGGGAAAAGCCCUACCUGUGCAGGUACUGACACAUUUCCACUUCACAACCUGGCCAGACAAAGAUGUCCCAACAACCGCCUGGGGUCUUGUGGAUUUUGAGCAGCGGGUGGCUGCUAUUUCCACAAGUAAACCCAUCGUUGUCCACUGCAGUGCCGGCGUGGGACGUACAGGCACGUUCAUUGCUCUACACAACACCCUGGAGCAGAUCAAACAUACCGGAUACUUGGACGUCUUCACAACAGUUCAGAAACUCAGGCAAGACAGAAUUAACAUGGUGCAGACCUUUCAACAGUAUGAAUUCCUGCACAAAGCUGUACAGAUAGCCAUGGUAUGUAAGGGGACUACAGUGACCACUCGUGAUUUACGAGACAGGAUUCAAACCCUUGAUUUCUCUGAGUCAGGCCAAUCCAACCUGGAAAAGGAAUUCAAGUCAGUAUGUCUGGUUUGCUGUGAGGAUGAACAACACGAAAGGGAAGAAGUUCAGGAAAGCAACACUUACUGUAACAGUCGUCUGCUGACUAAUAAAAUAAAAAACCGACUGGACAAUGUUUUGCCAAAGGAAUACUACAGACCAGUACUGAGAUGUGAAACCGAGGAACUGGAAAAUUAUAUCAACGCAGUGUUAAUUCCGAGCUGUGAAAAACAUGACCACCAGAUUCUCACCCAGUUGCCAUUACCGACAACAGUCAUCGAUUUUUGGCGGCUUGUGACCCAGUACAAGGUGACUGUAAUAGUGGCGUUUGAGAGGGAUCAGAGCACCGUCGACACGACAAUUGGUGAUUAUUUGCCCGAAAGCGACGAUGAAACAAAAACUUGUUCGUUUCUCAACAUCAGAACCACAGGACUGGAUUCUUGUGAUACCUGGGACACGCAUAGAAUUACAGUCAGUGUCAAUGAAGAACAUGGAUCGAAGCCAGCAAACCUGCCCUUCAAGGGAGAAUAUCGUCUCUCACAUCUUUCAUGGAAAAGCAAAGAUCUUGAGCCCCAAAAUCUGUUGAACUUGAUGGAAAAAAUUCGGUCCAUGAAACCAGUCGGCGAAGGAAGAACGUUGUUCACAUGCAGAAACGGUGCUGAGUUGAGUGGACUGGCGUGCACGAUGUCUCUCCUGCUGGAUCGCUUGGACAACGACCAGCAUGUAUGUGUGCCUCUUGUGGUCGGCACACUCAAGGCUAUUAGACCUCAGAUCAUUCCAACUCUGAAACAGUACAGACUUCUAUACCAAACAUUAAAUCUCUUCAAUGAAACAAAUAAUGAAUACAACAAUGUCGGCACAGCAUGA